UUAUAUAAUGGAGCACGUACACGUAUAUGUUACUGAGCAUUUGAGUACAUAGGUGCUUAAUUUUUUUUUCAAGGCAAAGAUCAGCCAAUUUUGAAGCCUUUUGGUCAUACAUGUACGUGUAUGUUUGGAUCAAAGAGCAGCUAAGGAAAAGCCUCAUUUUAGAAUCUUGUUUGUAGAUGGUCACGUUUAUUAAUAUUUGGAAAAAAUAAAGUUAUCAGGAAUGCUUAUCAGGAAUGCCAGUUUUCCUCAGAUAAGAUGAUUUCCUUGUUUUUACGUUCCAUGCGAUCCUUUUAAAAAUUGAAAAAAACCUUGCGAAGUCUUGUACGGCUGGGAAAUUGGUGCCCAAAUGUUUGCCUGAGAUACAAAUGAAGCAAGCUAACAGGAUGGAACUAGCGGUAAAUCCUCCCUGGUCUUCAUCAUGUUCUUCAUCUGCUUGCGUACAGAGGCUUGCGCUUUCUCCAUGUCCAAGUCUCCAAUGUCCGACAUAUUAUCUCAUCGAAGAAAAUUUGUCAAGUGACGAGAGCCUAAUUUGUAACAUUGGCCGAGUCUUUGAACCCCCCCCUCUCCCUCCGUCCCCGUCUCUCUUCCCCUCUUUUCCUCGGAACGAGAGACGGGGAGACCCAGGGGAUCGGCCUGACGCCUCGCACGGCUGAUGUUAUCUGGCCCUUCCAUGCAUCACCGCUGACUGACUUGUAUGAUUGGAGGGGAUUAGGGCUAAUUCCUUUCUCACUGUUGUUUCAGGAAACAUGCCUAAUGGCCAAGGGGGGAACUGAUGGAGGGUAGCAUGUGACCCCCUGACCGAGGAUUGGCUGAUGAUAACUUCUUUUUUUUUUAACAAAUGAGACCCUGGAAUGGUAAUACAGCCAUGAAGAUAGAAAUUAGGUGUAUAAAUACAUUGGGGAGACGGGAGCUUACUCAUUUGGGCUUUGGGAGUAAAGAGAGUUUUGCAUACUUUUCUUAUUUUUGGAUGUACUGGUGCUGAAGGAGUGUAGAACGAAAUACAUGUACAUGUAACUGCUCCUUUGAACCUUGUGAUAGUGUCUUUCAAUGAGAAACGACAACAUGCCAGUUCCAGCCAACAACAUGAAUUCCAAUGAUCCUGCACUGCUUAGAUUAUUGGGUUCCCUGACGGAACUAGGAGACGGGUUCUGCGGGCGGCAAGAUGACCUCAUGUUCCUGCAGAAUGUGCUGGCCAGUCCAGAAUUUCACGCUCUAUUCAACGCACACAAUGCAGUGAAAAUCUAUGGGGAAAACCAGUGCAACCCUGUGACGUUAAACUCCACAGCUGCCAUGACUGCUCUGUGCAAUGACAUGCUGAACUUUGCCAUGAUUCCCGAGGUGCGAGAGCUGUGUUUCUUGCUGAUGAAACCCCACAUGAGGGCGCUGUUUGACUCCCACGACAAGCUGGCCAACGGGGAGUACAUCCCCCAGCUGCCGGAGGUCCCAGGCCCACCAGACACAGAGUACCAAGAGGACAGCUCGGUGAAAGUCGUACGAUUGGUCAAGGGCAACGAACCACUGGGAGCUACAAUAAAAUGGGAUGAUGUGCUUAACUCUGUCGUGAUAGCCCGGGUAAUGCACGGUGGUGCUGCAGACAGAAGUGGAUUGAUUCAUGUAGGUGAUGUGGUCCAUGAGGUGAAUGGGGUGGACGUGAGGGGAAGAGACCCUGACGAAGUAGUCAGCCUCCUGUCCUCAUCCGAUGGAACAAUCACCUUCAAGCUCGUCCCAGCCGAAGUCGAGACAAGAAAUGCGAUGGAGAGCCAGAAAUGUGAAAUAAUUCCAAAGCAGGUGCGCGUCAAGACAUAUUUUGACUACAACCCUUAUAACGAUAAUGCCAUCCCCUGCCCAGAGGCGGGGCUGUCCUUCAAGAAGGGCGACAUCUUGCACAUCGUGAACCAGGACGACCCGAUGUGGUGGCAGGCGAGACGGGAAGGGGUGAAAGGCCCACGAGCUGGCCUCAUCCCCAGCAAACUCCUACAGGAAAGACGGCAGGCUCUCAACAAAUGUCCUACCAUGCCACUGGGCAAUCACUCAACAGAGUUGGCGUUUCAGAGGAGCUCUCUGAGGAUUCCCACUCGAAGCGGCGGUCUCCGUGGCAGCAAACGGAAGAUCAAGAAGAUUAUGUACCAAGCCAAGAAAAGUGACGAAUUUGCCCAGCAUGAAAUCAUGACCUACGAGGAAGUGAUCCCAUAUCUUGCCACAGAACAUCCGCGACCAAUAGUUCUUGUCGGACCACCAGGAGUUGGUCGGAACGAGCUGAAGAGACGAAUGAUGGCAACCAACCCAGACCGCUACCAGCCCGCAAUUCCCCAUACCUCAAGACCCAAGAAGUGGGCGGAGGAAGACGGGAAGGAGUAUUACUUCAUUGAGAGGUCGCUAAUGGAGGAGGCCAUCCGAGGGAACUGCUUCUUGGAGUAUGGGGAGUACAAAGGCAACCUGUACGGGACCAGCAUAGAGACCAUCAAGAGGAUCUCCAAGGCAGGCAAAGUCUGCAUCGUCAACGUGCAUCCGCAGGCCCUGAAGAUGCUGAGAGAGAGCGACCUCAAGCCGUACGUCAUCUACGUCAAGCCGCCUGCCCUGGACGUCUUGAGGCAGACAAGGCAAGUCCAGAAAACCAAGCUGGGCCACGACAAGAACGCCAACCGACUCUUCACAGAGGAGGAAAUGGUAGACAUGAUUCAUGUCGGCAUGCGCAUGGAGUCACUCUACAAAAACUACUUUGACGCCGUCGUUGUCAACGACCACCUAACACAAUCCUACAACGAACUGAUGGACAUCGCCAGGAAACUCGAAGUGGAGCCCCAGUGGAUUCCCAGUGCUUGGAUGAGGUAGAUGGAAGCCUAUACUACCUGCUCCUUCCAAAUGAGGAGUAAGUUAUUGUGGCAAAGAAUCUUAUUUCUUUGGAAUGGACACAAGCCGCUUACUCUAAAGUUCACCAGUUUUGAGUAUUGUAACAACUUUUUUUAAAGUGCAUUCUCUUUGUGUGUAAAAUUUUCAUUGGAGUUACGUUUACCUUCCGAGAACAGAUUUUGGGGUGUUUUGAAGUAACACAAGUAAUCUUUGCCACAGAGGUAGCAAACCCAAACUUCAAGUAGAAGUUGCAUAUUUUAUAACUUAAAAGCUUUUAAGACCACUCGAGUUACAGUAAAAUCAGUUUGUUAGUUUCUUUGAUAAUAUGGAGGAUGACCUCUUGACCUGGGAUGCGAAUAUUUAUGAGUGCAGUAACAGUGGACAAAAAGGGGACUUCCCAGUUGCUCAUGGGCCAAGGAAAGGGUGCAAUCUGUGAAACAUUUGCACACCCCUGGAAAGGGUCAUUGUGUGCUCCAACACCUGUUGGUAAAAACCCCUCCAUGGGAACCUCUGAAAUGUGUUCAAAAAAAUUGCAGUUGCACGAAAUAUUGAAAUUUAAAUACAUAUUAAGGGUUUGUUGUGAUUAUGUUACAUGUACACCACACAGAGUGUGGCAGGUUUGUGCUCUGUCAUUGACGUCCAGGAAUUGUAUCACAAAUCUAUUCUUAGUAAUCAGGUUCCAGCCCAUUUAUUUUCUCACUUUGUACAAAUACAGGUGUAUAUAUUUGUUAAUCAAGAAACGUUUAUAAGGAGAGUAAAUUUUAUGGCUGACGAAUGGUAGGUGAUUCAGUGUAAAAAAAUUCUAUCAAUAUAUUUAUAGGAUGCUCAAACAAAGUUUUUGUGUUGGUUUUGCCCGUUUGGUAUGUUUUCGUUUAUAUCACUUUUUUUAUUUAUCCGUUUAACUGUUGAUAUUCCCAAAUAAUGUCUUUAUUUAACAUGAAUUGUACAAGUUCUUCAUUUUACCGUUUGAUUGUUUGAUGAUAUUUCAACUUAAUCCGUUUGGUUUUAAUUUUUGGUGCUUUUCAUAUUUAUUUCUGUCAGUUUAGUGCUUUUACCUUACUUUAGUUAUUGAUGCUAACACAGAGCCUGACAAAGCACUCCCACUUUGGCUAAAUGUUUUUGAGAAGCCAUCAAGACAGGCUUUGUGUGCGAUUUUAUUGCCAAAUGCUUCUGAAUAUUAUUUUAAUAUGUAAAUGCAGUUUAUUUAAGGCUUGUGCAUGGAAGUUUGUUGUCAUCUUUUGAAAAAAAGGUUCAGUAUUUCCUCUUGGGGGGGGCAUGCUAUUUCAGUAUUUUUAAAGAAAUCUCCCUUCCAGUGGCAAGUCGAGGGUGUUCCUCAACAGUUAACGGACAAAACUUGUGCCUACCACAUGAGAAAAGUGUGCUCAGCUUGGGCUAACUUUUUAGAGCUGCUUAAACUUAGAAGUUUGCUCAGUGCAGAAGAUGAUUGGCUUAGAAGGGGUCGGUUACCAGACAAAAUGUAGCGCAUUGUAUAUUUCUCAUGACUGGUUCCGGCUGAUUUUUGCUUAACAUAUAAAUUUGUUAAGCACUAGUGCCAGUUUAGCAGCUUUACGAAAUCGGGCCCUUACAAACACAUUGUAGCUUAGGUACACGUGAGGCAUUUCUUUGUUCAGCCACUGUUUUCAUUCAUUUGGACACUGCUGGAAAUGGAAACUGGAUUGAUAAUUACACUGAAAUGAACACAUAUGACAUCAAUUUUAUCAAAACUGCAGUAUUAGAUCAUGUGGUUGGAGACAAUUACUCAUUUGACUGAAAAAGGGACACAUCUGUUCCAUAGUUGUUGUGGUAGCUGGAUGUUGAUUUGGUUGCUGGGUUCUUUGUUAAGUAUGCACUUAACUCAGUGAAAAUGUUUAUUUUGUAAAAAAAAUAGCAUGUUAAAUACCAUAACGGCAUUUGAGCAGAGGCACAUCACUCAAUAAACAGUAUGUGUUACAGUUUCGGUUCUCCGGGUGA
Messenger RNA from Acanthaster planci (crown-of-thorns starfish), 4821 nucleotides. RefSeq names its product MAGUK p55 subfamily member 7-like. NCBI's taxonomy places the organism in Eukaryota, Metazoa, Echinodermata, Asteroidea, Valvatida, Acanthasteridae. Gene Ontology annotation, molecular function: protein binding. The record is from RefSeq and is a predicted model, not a curated record.